AAGCGUCUUCCCGCGCGCCAGCCUCCUCAUUCUCGCUGGUCUUCGGCGCUAGCUGUUGUUGCUCUAGCCGUUCCGUCCCAGGACCCAAAUUCACUGCCAUGUCUUCUGAAGAAGGGAAACUCUUCGUGGGAGGUCUUAACUUCAACACCGAUGAGCAGGCGUUGGAAGAUCACUUCAGCAGCUUUGGGCCUAUCUCUGAGGUGGUGGUCGUCAAGGAUCGGGAGACUCAACGAUCCCGGGGAUUUGGUUUUAUCACCUUCACCAAUCCAGAACAUGCUUCAGAUGCCAUGCGAGCCAUGAAUGGAGAGUCCCUGGAUGGUCGCCAGAUUCGUGUGGAUCACGCGGGCAAGUCUGCCCGGGGGACCCGAGGGGGUGCCUUUGGUGCCCAUGGGCGUGGUCGCAGCUACUCCAGAGGUGGUGGGGACCAGGGCUAUGGGAGCAGCAGGUAUGACAGUCGACCUGGAGGAUACGGAUAUGGAUACGGAAGAUCCAGAGACUAUAGUGGCAGAAGCCAGGGUGGUUAUGACCGCUAUUCUGGAGGAAAUUAUAGAGAUAAUUACGACAACUGAGAUGAGGCAUGCACAUAAUGUAGAUACACAAGGAAUAAAAAUUCUUCUGAACCAGGAUCGUCCUUCCAGAUGGCUGUAUUUAUAAAAGAUUUUUGGAGCUGCACUGAAACAUCUUUGUUUUAGUACAUCAACUUCUAUUUUUGAAUUAAGCUCCCAGGGUAGCCUGUUAAAAGACCUUUUAGUAAAUGCCAUAUGUUUUUAAAACUUUUUUCUCCCAUUUAAAGACAAAUUCUGCGACAUUUGUAGAGUCUGGGUAUUUUUCCUUUGACCAGUUUUCUAGUUUGGGCACUCAGGAUUAUUCUGGCAGACAAUUUCAGCCGGGCCGAUUUUCCCCCCCUUUUAAUUAUUGAGUAUCUAUAGGAACAUUUUAAAAGUUUUGUACACAAUGUUUCUUUUUCAUGGUUAGAAAUUUCCGAAUGUACCUACAAGAAAUCUGCAUCGAUAAUGAUUACUUAGAGGUGUUUUUUUACUCUACAUUGAAAUCACCACCCUGAUUAUAUAGAAGAGCUUAAAAAUGUUUGUGAAUGUCAAUUUUUUUUUUUAAUACUGGAAGAAAAAAUAUUCUGUUGUGUUUCAUGUAGUGUUUAGGAUGUCCUUCAUGGAGCCAAUUAAAAAGAUGAAAUCUGAAAACCGA
This is a messenger RNA of Echinops telfairi (small Madagascar hedgehog), 1203 nucleotides long. It is a transcript of the gene RBM3, whose product is annotated as RNA binding motif protein 3. Gene Ontology annotation, cellular component: spliceosomal complex. Gene Ontology annotation, biological process: regulation of translation; positive regulation of mRNA splicing, via spliceosome. The record is from RefSeq and is a predicted model, not a curated record. The coding region runs from base 99 to 569 and encodes 156 amino acids. Lineage: Eukaryota; Metazoa; Chordata; Mammalia; Afrosoricida; Tenrecidae. The transcript has 7 exons. Gene Ontology annotation, molecular function: RNA binding; ribosomal large subunit binding.